Molecule: messenger RNA, 1380 nt
Organism: Cucumis melo (muskmelon)
Lineage: Eukaryota; Viridiplantae; Streptophyta; Magnoliopsida; Cucurbitales; Cucurbitaceae
Product: zinc transporter ZTP29
Exons: 12
Coding region: 347-1174 (275 amino acids)
Biological process (GO): zinc ion transmembrane transport
Cellular component (GO): membrane
Molecular function (GO): zinc ion transmembrane transporter activity
Source: RefSeq, a predicted model, not a curated record
UUAAGGAUAAACCAGUGUGUAAGAUAAACAGGAAUGAUGGAUACAGCAAGAACAAGGUAACCAAAACCAAAGCAAAAAGUACCCAACUUUCUUGGACUACUUUGCUAAACCAUCUCUUCCUUUCGCCAUAAAGAUUCUCUCCAAAACCCAUCCAAAGAAGAAAAAAAGAUUUUUAUAUUUGCUUCAAUAGCAGCGGCAAGUUCCUCGCUGCUUGCAGAAUUUGGUCAGCUCCUUCAACGUUUAUUUCUGAAUUUCGAAGGUUUAAAAGCCCUCGAAUCGUUUUGGGGGUUUUAUUGCUGUGAUUACCGACGCCUUUGAAUUCAGGAUACAACUCUACAAAACUUACAUGGCUUCUCAGGUGUUGGUAGCUUUGGCACUUUCGCUUGUGGGUGGAUUCAGUACUUCUCUAGGUGCACUUUUUGUGGUUCUCAGUGGGGCUCCAAAUUUGAAGAUGCUUGGUCUUUUACAGGGAUUUGCUGCAGGUUUAAUGUUGAGCAUUUCGUUCCUGGAUUUAGCUCAUAAUGCUAUUAACUCAAUUGGAUUCUUAAAAGGAAAUCUUUGGUUUUUUGCUGGUGUAAUCUUCUUUGCCUUUGUUGCUCACUUUAUCCCAGAACCCACUCUUGGUCCUGUUUCAGAUACCAAACGUAGGAAGGACAAGGACGAAGGUGGCAAGGAUUUAAUGAAAAAGCAUCGUCGUCAGGUUCUGUACAGUGGGAUAAUAACAGCGAUAGGAAUAAGCUUACAUAACUUUCCAGAAGGGAUGGCUGUUUUUCUUGGAUCAAUUAAGGGUCUUCGUGUUGGUCUGAACUUAGCCUUAGCCAUUGCCUUGCACAACAUACCAGAGGGUGUAGCUGUUGCACUUCCUGUUUAUUUUGCUACACAGAGCAAAUGGCAGGCAUUCAAGUUGGCUACUCUCUCUGGCUUUGCUGAGCCCCUUGGUGUUGUAAUCGUAGCCUACUUAUUUCCAAGCAGCUUGAGUCCUGAGAUUCUUGAAGGUCUACUAGGAUCUGUUGGCGGAGUAAUGGCGUUUCUAACUCUGCAUGAAAUGCUGCCUUUGGCUUUUGAUUAUGCUGGACAGAAGCAAGCUGUGAAGGUAGUCUUCUUAGGAAUGGCUUGUAUGUCGGCAAGUCUUUAUUUUCUGGAAAUCAGCUUGCCGGAGGAUUUGAGCUUGUAGUGUACCUGUCUCUUCUGUUCCUUGCCAUUUCUAUGCUGUAAAUUUCCUGGGAAAAAAGAACAUAUAGGGGAAUAAAGCAUUACCAUUUCUAUGUCACCUGACAAUAUUUGCCUCAACAAUCUAAUUCUAAUUCUGUGUAUAAUACACAUUCGAACUAUUGACCUCAUUUAAAUGAAUCAAUGGUCUCAAUUAUUGGUUCAUUCUCA